UAUGAAUUGGGUAUUAGGAAUUUUACUUGUGUUUCAGUACGCACACUGAAUUCAAUUGGGUUUUCUGCAAUUUUAAUUGCGUAAAUACGCAAAUAUGCAGCUUAUCUGGAGCUCUGAGUUUGUUUCUGGUUUCGUUUCUUAGAAAUCUGUGAGUUAUCAUGUGCAAAAAUCACGCAAGAUCGUGACAAGGAACCAGUCAGAACACUGAGAAAGAGAUACUAAAUUUAGAUGCAGUAUGGUUUUCCCAAAACUGGAGAUAUUGAGAGGCCCUCGGCGGGUGAAACAUCUAUUUCAAUAAAUACAGAAAGUGUUGGUCUUGAGAAUUUGCCUUAAAGAUGCAAUUUUUGCUGUCAAGACAGACAUGAAGUACAUUUUGAAUACAUGAGAUGAAAACUCUAUAGGCACUGAACAUGCAAGUUGUGCCAGUCAUAUAGUCAAAUGGUCAGUAAUAAAAUACAAUGCUUAUAAAACAUGGAAACAAGUAAUUUGAAUGGAAUUUCUGAAAGUCCAAAAAAUGUGGAAACACAAGAAAAGUAUGAAGAUAUACAGUUACAAACCUGCAAAACAGUAGAUGCUGACAUAUUUAAAGAAGAUGCAAGCAUUAAUGGAAUCAAUAUUGAAAAGAUAGAUGUUUGUGUAGCAGAACAGUUAAGUGAUGAUGAAGAAGAAGUUUCUAAUGAUGCUAAAAAGGAACCUGAUGUUGCAUUGCAUGAGGCGGAAUGUACAGUAAACAAUGGAGAAGCUUCUGUUUGUACAAGUAGUACAAACACUCUCAGUCAAGAUGUUGCUAAAUCCUUUUGCUUGCGACAUGACGGCACUGAAGAAAGAGUUAAACUCGUAACAUCCUAUGACUUGGAAUGUGUGAAUGCUGAAAAUGACGAUACAGAAAAAUUACAUGUGACUGAGGAUGUCAUUGUAAGAGAUGAGAAUACAUGUGUAUAUAAUAGAGAUGAUUUAAGGAUGAAAACAAGUGUGAAUCAUGAACAUGUUGGGGAACAUUGGGUGUCAAGAAAUAUGAAAACAUAUGAAACUCUUCCAUUCACAAAUAUUGAUAAAUUGAUGACUAAAUCUGGCUGUGAAGGAAGUGUGUUUCAUGAUUUACCUGAUGAGCUUAUUGUGAAAAUAUUCUCAUAUUUAACAACCAAAGAACUUUGUCAAAAUGUAGCUCCAAUUUGUCGCAAAUGGCGGCAGAUCUCACUAGACCACAGUCUCUGGAAAAGUCUUGAUUUUAGCACUCGCCCUCAUCUUUCAAGUUUAAAUUUCUUAUGGGUGAUGAGAAGAGCUCCUCUGCUUAAGAGACUUUUUAUCAGCGGUAGAGUGAAUGUCACACGUGCUGAAGUUGCCAUACUGACUGAAAGUUGUCCAGGAAUACAGGAAAUUGACUUUGGUUUCUGUGAUAAUCUUACCUGUGAUAUGUUACAAUGUCUACCCGAGAACUGUCAGGAUCUGAGGAAAAUUAAUGUGGAAGGGUGUGAUAAGCUUGAAAAUAGAACCCUAAAAUAUUUAGUAAAAUGUAAAAAAUUGUCACAUCUCAAUUUUUCACACUGCAUGUUUUUGCAAGACUCGGGCAUUAUCUUUCUAGCUGGUGGGCUUCCGGAGAUAAAAAGCAUUAAUUUGGAUGGAAUAAGUUUCCUGACAGACAGAGGGGUGAAAGGUUUGGUGGACAGUCACUAUCUCUACUUGGAAGAGGUGGAGCUAGAUGGGGCAGAAAUUUCGGAUGUAGGGCUUGAGCAACUUUCACGCUGUAAGCAGUUGAAACAUCUCGGCAUCUCCUUCUGUGAAUGUCUUACUGACCAGUCUUUAGAAUAUCUAAAGGAAUUAAAGAAUUUGGUCUAUCUAAGAUUACGUAAAGGCAGUGACUUCUCCUCUGAUGGUUUGUCUAGUUUCUUCAAAGAGGCUUCGUUAUCAAAACUACAGGUCUUGAAUCUGUCUGAGUGUUCGGCAGUCAAUGAUCAAGUUGUGCUUGACAUGUCACAAGCGUGUGGCAGUCACUUGAAGGAGCUGUCUCUGAGCUGGUGUUGGUUCAUCACAGAUACGGGACUCAUCUCUAUAGUGGAUCACUGCUGCAAUAUGGAGAAUCUGGAUCUGUUAGGUAUAGAUAGGAUCUAUGGCGAAUGCUUAUCGAGAGUUCCAGAGGAAAUGACAAAACUCAAGUUCCUUGAUCUCAGACAGUGCAAUCAGAUACUGGAUAAUCUCAUUGUUGACAUGGUUCGGCGGAAGAAGGAUCUAAAAGUGAUCAACUACUACGGGGAAGAGUUUGUGCAUGACUAGACAUCCGUAAUACAAACACUGCUGUAACAUGAAAAUUUGAUCUGGAGUGGUUCAUGAAUCUGGCCAUUUAUUGGUUCUUCCGGAAUGUGUUUCGACAUGGAAGUCUUUCAUUAGUUCUUUCUUGACAUAAAAAUCCUUCCUUUGUUGUUUGACAUGGAAGUCCUUCCUUUGAUCUUCAAGAAAAUGCAUUUACAUGGAAGUCCUUCCUUUUGGAUAUCAACUAGGAACUUCUUCAUGAAACUUUAUUGAGAUGGAAGUCCUUCCUUUGCUCCUUGACAUGGAAGUCCUUCCUUUGUUUACAGGAACUUGCAUUUUACUUAGUUAUGUAUAGGAGCAAAGCUAUGUUACUAAAGCUAAAAGCAUAGAAAUUGGAAUCAGCAUUACUAAUUUUUUUUGUUACUAACACUUUGAAGGCUUAGCCUCAUAUAUCCACACUUAGUCAAACUUGUCUUUUAAAGACAACCUUUGUAAAAAAUGUAAAAUGUGAUCUUUGUCAACGAUGAAGGUUUAAGAGAAAAAUGUUGUGGUUUUUAUUGUGAGGUGAUUUUGAUAUAGAUUUGAUGAUUCCUAUGAUUAGGAAAACAAUUAAUGUUACUAGGGUCAAUGGAGAUGUUAAAUUUUCUUUUGAAAGUACUAGAAAUCUAUUCAUUUAUUUAUUACUUUUUUUUUCAAGAUUUUUUAUGUUUAUUGAUUUGUUUUCUUAAGUUUAUUUUUAUUUAUUUACCUGUCAGAGAAAAAAAUGUUUAUUGAAACAUAAAACAUAUUUUCCUGUAGUUUACAUUCAUUUUUAUGUGUUAGUGAAUAGGUUAUGUAGGAAUGUUGCAAAUUAUGCAGUUGAUAUAAGGUGAAUUUCUCUUUUUUAUGUUUUUUUGUUUUGUUUUUGUUUUUUGUGUAUGAAUUUAAUUUUGCAAUAUCCAGACAUUAAGUAUGUAUCAAUGAGCUGUCUGAGGGUGGUAGUUGGAUCUUUUUUGAAUUAUUAAAAUAUCUUAGUUUAAUAAUUUCAGUGUAUGUUUCCUUAUGAAUUCACAAUAUCAGAAGAAAAAGUAUAUAUUUUUUUGAAAUUGCACAAAGUUUUUGUGUGCAAGAUGUUCUGAAAGUGUGAUAACAAUAUCUACACAAAUAAGGUCAAUGUUGAAUUUUAAACAUUUUGUUUUUGCAUCAGAAUAUGGCUGGAUUCACAAAGGAAAAUACUCCAUCAAUUUUUUUUUUUUUUUUUUUUGAUAAAUUCAUAAAUUCAAAAGUAAAGAUAUUUUGAAAAAGUUAUGGCCCUUUAUGUUGCCCGCCUGCAUAGCUCAAUAGGGAGAGAGCAGAUUUAUGGAUCGCUGGGUUGUGAGUUUGAUCCCCGGGUGGGGCAUAUAUUCUCCGUGACAGUUUGAUAAAAGACAUGGUGUGUACAGUCAUUUGUCCUCCACCUCUGAUUCAUGUGGGGAAGUUGGCAAUUACUUGCGGAGAACAGGUUUGUACUGGUUCAGAAUCCAGGAACACUGGUUAGGUUAACUGCCAGCUGUUGCAUAACUGAAAUAUUGUUGAAAAAUGGCAUUAAAUACAAAACAAACAAACAAACCUAGAAAACUUGUAUUUCUUUUUAUUAAGGUUGACUUUUCUUGAAUUCUGUAAGAGCUAUAGCUUUGAAACAUUGUACAUUUGUUUAUUAUCAUUAGAUUAGUAAAAAGGUCAAGAACCAUAACUCUCUCUUGCAUUUUGUCAGAAUUUUUGGCCUUUUUAACUAAGAAAAUCUGUAUUUCUUUCUUGUUUUUCGUUUAAGUUCACUUUUCUUGAAUACUUACUAUAGCUUUGAAACUUCAUUUUUUCCCCUCAUCAAUUUAGAUGUGUAAGAAGGCCAAGAACCAUAACUCUUUUCUUGCAUAUUGUCUAGCACCUUCAGAUGAGCAUUGGCACUUGCAGACAGUGCUCUUGUAUUUAAAGAGAAAUUGAGGGAAAACCUUGUUACAGAAAAGAUAGAGCAAAUAGUAAAUGAGCCGCACCAUGAGAAAACAUCCAUGCUGUUCACUUUCAAACCCUAUUGCAAUUAAAGAAACCAUUAGCGAACAGCAUGGAUCCUGACCAGACUGCGCGGAUGGGCAGGCUGGUCUGGAUCCAAGCUGGUCGCAAACGCACUAUGUUGGUUUUUUCAUGGUGCGGCUCAGAUGUGUUUUAGUUUUGUUUGUUUUAUUCCAUUUCUAAACUGUUCUGUUGUAACAAACAGUUUCAUUCAAAUUGAUGUUACUUUUAUUCCAGUCUUUCGUAACAGUACAUUAAAUUCAGUAUAAACACAUCUUGAUUGAAGUUAAAUCAUGUAACAUAAAUUGAUGAUUUAUACUGAAUUAAACUUGGUAAAGUUGUCUGUUCUAGCUACAUUUUAAUUCAGCCAGGAUUUUCAAAAUCAUUCUUAUUACAUGACUCCUAAUAUAAAUUGCCAGUCCAUAGUUAGUGCUAUUGAAAAGUCUAUAGCUGAACACUUAGUUUUGCUGGGUUAAAGACAAAACUUGCAGAAAAAAAUUAUGAAAAUAUAUUUCUGCUGUCGUGUUCUAUGAACUGCAGGCAGUAGUUUUGGCUAUUGCAUUGGAAGCCUUUCAGUAAGUGUAUUUAAUUUAUAUGAUUCAAGAUGUUAUUGUAGCAUCAUGCUUCAAAGUACUACUAUAAUCUUUUUUCUCGUCGCAAUAUUUAUCAUGUUAUUAACUUAGAGAUAUUCUCUACAUUUGACAAUUUCAGCAUUAGGAAACUCGUCAGUUUGCACUGUUUUCACUUUUAUGUACAGUUACUUGCAAAUAAAAGCACUUUCCGAAUUUCAAAAAAAAGGGACUUAAAUUGUGAAGCAUGUCUCCUAAAUAAUUUAAGAUAGAAAGUUUUGCUUAAUGCUACAUAGUAUUCACAAAAAUAUCCAAUUUUUCCCUCACAGUAUUUACUCUGUGACUGUUUCCAAUGUCAUCUGUGUUUUUCAACAGUAAUUUGUCUGAAACUUCCAUAUUAUAUUGGUGUUAUUAAUUUUCAUUUACAAACAUCAAAAGUUUUUUUCCCCAUUUUCAAGAAUUUUGAAAUUUAAAUCUUCAGGCAAAUCCCAUUAUUUAUUAUUUUCAUAGUACAUUGAUGUUGAAUAUUCUACUUGCACACAUAAAGGGGUAUAAUGUAAUAGAUGCAUGAAUUUAUAUACUAGUAUAAUGUUUUUUGCACAGACUUAUAAAACUGUCAGUUUUUUACUCUUUUAUAACUGUAUAUAUCUGUAUGAGGUUUAUUCAUGCUGUGAUUUGAGAUUCUUUCACCAGUUGCAGAUGUGGAUGGAAAUAUUCAACUUGAAGGUGGCUGUUUAGGUGGUCAAGUGACCACAAAAGAAGUUAUUCAAGAAUCAGAAAUUCCCGUCAGCAUCUGCAACCAAUGAUAAAUUCUUUGUUUUGCGUACCAUAUUCUUAAAAUGAUAGCAGAAAUAAAAUAAAGUAAAUAACUUUCUUUAAAGCACUGUUUUAUUAUACUAAUAGCAAUGAAUGAAUUUACACAUGCAUUCAUAAAUGUAAUAUCUUAUGACAUUAUUUACAGCAUGGGACUCUUCCUAUACCCAUAUGUGUGAGACUGUAACAUUCCUUCACUGGUUAUCCAGCUCUAAGGUAACCGCUAACAACGGAACUCGACAGACAAGUUCAUUAUAAAAAUUAAGCAGGGUCAAGGUUAACCAUCAAUUAAUAGCAAACAUACAAUCAGUCUAAUGACUUUCUUAUAGCACUUUUUUCUUACAGUAGCCUAUUUAAGAAAGUGCAUGAAAAUUGCAUCCAUAAACAGGAAAGACGUGAUGGUCCUAAAGCAAAAAAUUUAAGAGUUCAGGGUCCAGUUGUUCGAAAAUUUAUUCGGCUGUUAAACUAACCGUCUGUUAAAAAUUGAUUAAAAAUAUUAGUAUUAACGGGAAACUCCAGUUUGAUGUUUUGAUUUAACUUUAAAGACUUUUUAGUUGUCAACAUCCUUAAUUUCAGAAUUUAAAUUGUUUCACAAAGUUUUAUAACAUGUCGUAAUAUAACACUAAAAGUUAAUCGACCGUUCGCUUAAUCAACUGUUUAACGUUCGAACAACUGGGUCCGAGUGUUGUUCUAUAAUCUGCCGCAAAUCGUUACGAUGUUAUCUAUAUAAUAACAUUUUUGAAUCAAGAAAUACUCUUAUAAGUAGACAAGAGGUUCUGCCAAGGUAUAUGAUUUGUGUCCGCUGUUAUGGAAAAAAGAACUACUGCACAGGUCUAUUAUAUACAUGUAGUUCAUUAAAAGUCAUUCACAGCACAAGUGUCAUCUUACGACCUAGGUGUAAGAUGGAGUUUUCCAGCUCCAGUGAAAACAUGGGAAACUCGCGUCCAGUAUGCAAGGAAUAUGGUUUCCAUUGCCUGAAAGAUUUUAGGUAGGUCAUCUUAUGAUUGUUCCAAGAGAUCAUGUAAAAUGAGCUGCGCCAUGAGAAAACCAACAUAGUGGCUUUGCGACCAGCAUGGAUCCAGACCAGCCUGCACAUCCGCACAGUCUGGUCAGGAUCCAGGCUGUUCGCUUUCAAAGCCUAUUGCAAUUAGAGAAACUGUUAGCGAACAGCAUGGAUCCUGACCAGACUGCGCAGAUGCGCAGGCUGGUCUGGAUCCAUGCUGGUCGCAAAGCCACUAUGUUGGUUUUCUCAUGGCGCGGCUCAAAUUAUUAGUGAUACAUUCCAUUUCCUUUGCAUUAUUUUUUUCAGUUGCCUUGUUCCAGGGUGUUAUAUGUAGAAAUAUAUUGAGAAAUAUGUAGAAAUAUUUGGAAAUAAGUAGAAAUAUAUUGGGAAAUAUGUAGAAAUAUUUGGAAAUAGGUAGAAAUAUAUUGGGAAAUAUGUAGAAAUAUUUGCUAUGCAUUAUAGUUAAAAUUGUCAUAUUCCAAAGAAUAAUGUAAAAAUUUAAGCAAUAUUUGCUAUGCUUUAUUUUGUUAAAUUUGCCAUGUUUUUCCAGUGGGCAUAAAUGUUGUUACUGUGAUAUUAUAUAUAAAUGAUAUAAAACAG
Messenger RNA from Mercenaria mercenaria, 7257 nucleotides. RefSeq names its product F-box/LRR-repeat protein fbxl-1-like. The coding region runs from base 472 to 2271 and encodes 599 amino acids. The transcript has 7 exons. Gene Ontology annotation, molecular function: protein binding. NCBI's taxonomy places the organism in Eukaryota, Metazoa, Mollusca, Bivalvia, Venerida, Veneridae. The record is from RefSeq and is a predicted model, not a curated record. Gene Ontology annotation, biological process: SCF-dependent proteasomal ubiquitin-dependent protein catabolic process. Gene Ontology annotation, cellular component: SCF ubiquitin ligase complex.